GUGUUCAGUGGGAAGCGCCCCGAGUCAGAGCUGCCGCCCCAGCCCCAGAGCACCUUCCGCAAGCCCCCCACGCCACCGCCCCCUGAAGCUGGGGACCUCUCCCUCUUCGAGAAGCUGGGCGACGGCUCCUUCGGCGUCGUGCGUCGCGGCGAGUGGUGCACACCUGCUGGCAAGACGUUGAACGUGGCAGUGAAGUGCCUCAAGACAGAUGUGCUGAGCCAGCCAGAGGCACUGGACGACUUCAUCCGGGAGGUGAAUGCCAUGCACUCCCUGGACCACAGGAAUCUCAUCCGCCUUUAUGGUGUGGUCCUCUCCCACCCCAUGAAGAUGGUGACAGAACUGGCCCCGCUGGGCUCCCUCCUGGACCGCCUGCGGAAGAACCAGGGCCAUUUCCUCAUCUCCACCCUCUGCCAGUAUGCCAUCCAGGUGGCCAAGGGCAUGGCCUACUUGGAGUCAAAGCGCUUCAUCCACCGUGACCUGGCUGCCCGCAACAUCCUACUGGCCUCCAACGAGCUGGUCAAGAUUGGGGACUUUGGGCUGAUGCGGGCCCUGCCCAAAAAUGACGACCACUACGUGAUGCAGGAGCAUCGCAAGGUCCCAUUCGCCUGGUGUGCUCCUGAGAGCCUGAAGACACGCACCUUUUCCCAUGCCAGUGAUACCUGGAUGUUUGGGGUGACCCUCUGGGAGAUGUUCACCUAUGGGCAGGAGCCCUGGAUCGGCCUCAAUGGCAGCCAGAUCCUGCACAAGAUAGACAAGGAGGGCGAGCGGCUGCCACGGCCCGAGGAUUGUCCCCAGGAUGUCUACAAU
Molecule: messenger RNA, 807 nt
Organism: Antrostomus carolinensis (chuck-will's-widow)
Lineage: Eukaryota; Metazoa; Chordata; Aves; Caprimulgiformes; Caprimulgidae
Product: activated CDC42 kinase 1-like
Exons: 6
Biological process (GO): protein phosphorylation
Molecular function (GO): ATP binding; protein tyrosine kinase activity
Source: RefSeq, a predicted model, not a curated record